Molecule: messenger RNA, 1191 nt
Organism: Cavenderia fasciculata
Lineage: Eukaryota; Evosea; Eumycetozoa; Acytosteliales; Cavenderiaceae
Gene: ctu1
Product: ATP-binding domain-containing protein 3
Exons: 3
Coding region: 1-1191 (396 amino acids)
Biological process (GO): tRNA wobble position uridine thiolation
Cellular component (GO): cytosolic tRNA wobble base thiouridylase complex; mitochondrion
Molecular function (GO): tRNA binding
Source: RefSeq, a predicted model, not a curated record
AUGGAUAAUAACAACAAUAAUGGUGGUACAACUCCUACUACUACUACAACUACAACUACAACUUCUACAACAACAACUAAAAGAGUAGCAAAGUUAUGUGAAUUAUGUAAAGUACAGAGACCAGUUUUAAAGAGACCAAAGACAGGUCAGAUGAUCUGCAAGGAAUGUUUCUAUCAGAUAUUCGAAGAUGAAAUACAUAAUACUAUCAUAUCGAAUAACCUCUUUCAAAGAGGUGAUCGUGUUGCAAUAGGUGCAUCGGGUGGAAAGGAUUCAACCGUAUUGGCAGAGAUCAUGACUACACUCAAUAAAAGACAUGACUAUGGUUUAGAUCUAUUCCUAUUAUCAAUCGAUGAAGGUAUUACUGGUUAUAGAGAUGAUUCAUUAGAAACUGUUAAAAGAAAUCAACAACAAUAUCAAAUACCUUUAAAGAUUCUAUCGUACAAGGAAUUGUAUAAUUGGACAAUGGAUGAGAUUGUUGCAGAGAUUGGAUUAAAAAAUAAUUGUACCUUUUGUGGAGUAUUUAGAAGACAGGCCCUUGAUAGAGGUGCUGUUUUAUUAGGUGCAAACAAGAUUGUAACUGGUCAUAAUGCUGAUGAUAUAGCUGAAACUGUACUUAUGAAUUUGUUAAGAGGAGAUAUACCAAGAUUACAAAGAUGUAUAAAUAUAGUAACUGGUAGUGAAGGAGCAUUACCAAGAUCAAAGCCAUUCAAAUAUACCUAUCAAAAGGAGAUUGUAAUGUAUGCCUAUUUCAAGAAAUUGGAUUAUUUCACAACCGAGUGUAUCUAUGCACCCAAUGCCUAUCGUGGACAUGCUCGUGACUUUUUAAAGGAUCUCGAAGCAGUUCGUCCAUCUAUUAUUAUCGAUAUUAUUCAAUCGGCUGAAAACUUUCACUUUAGAGACGAGAUCAAGAUGCCAGUUCAACGAAACUGUAAUCUAUGUGGUUACAUUUGUUCAAAUGAAAUCUGUAUGGCAUGCGACUUUUUAAAGAAUCUAAACUCUGGUAAAGCAAAAUAUGCUUUAAAUUCAAAUUCUUUAAAGAAUUAUAACAAAUCUUCAAAUAACAAUAAUGAUAAUGGAACAACGAUACCAGAUACCACUCCAACCAAUAUAUCUGCAAUUGGAUUUGAUCAUCCACUUCAACAACAACAACAACAACAACAACAAUCCUCGUCAACUACAUCAAACAGUUAG